AUGGAAAACGACUUGAAGGAAGAACUGAAUAGAAUGAGAGCAGCAUGGGCAGCAUUCGCAGCCGUCAGGGAAGCUACGGACCAACUGAUGUACCAAGAUCUUAAUGCCCAUCUGUUCGACUCGAAAGUUCUUCCAGGGCUCUGUUACGCAGCGGAGACUUGUGGUACGUGGCAGUCUGUUGUGUUACCAAGUCUAGCUAAUAAAGCACUGACGAAGGCGAUAACGCCGAAACGUUAA
Molecule: messenger RNA, 237 nt
Organism: Necator americanus (New World hookworm)
Lineage: Eukaryota; Metazoa; Nematoda; Chromadorea; Rhabditida; Ancylostomatidae
Exons: 3
Coding region: 1-237 (78 amino acids)
Source: RefSeq, a predicted model, not a curated record